UAUUUAAUAUUAUGCAUAAACUGAUUCAAAUAACUAAUUGUGUAUGUAUGUGACAUUUAUGUUUAACUUGAGCUACAUUGGAUUAAAGUAUAGAUAUAAAUCAAUCAUUUAUUAAGAAAAACAAAAAGAAAAAUCUAACUCAGAUGAUUUGCUAAAGUAAAGUAAAAAAGAAGAUUGAUUAAAGUUUAUUCUAAGACAACAAACUUUAAAGUUAUAUAAAGAUUUUAUGAGAGCAUUGAAAUUAGUAGAAGAUAAAGAACAAAGGAAAGAACUACAUAUGUGGAUUCGAGAAGAUUUUGAAAAGAAUAAACAUCAUGCAGAUGAGGUAAAUUUAAAUGAGAAAAAUAUACAUUUUAAAUGAAAUAAAAGUGGCUUGAAUUUUAUUUGCUACAUUUUAAACUGAAAAUUUAUUACAAUGAGUGUGAAUCAAUCAACUCUAAGUGGUCAUUGUUAUUGUGGAGCACUGGAAGCUGAACAGUAUAUGUUGGAUUGUCAGAAAUGCCGAAAAUUAUUUCAUCUUGGUUGUUUAAUAUCUGGUCGACCAAGUAAUAUAAUGGGGGAUACAUACUUCAAUUUUACUUGUUCUCUUUGCUCUCCAACUGGCAAUGAAGUUGUGGAAAGAAGUAGAUUGCUCUGGAUACAUGCAAUAUUAUUAACUUUAUAUAAUCUUCAGUUAAAAGGUGGUGGAAAAUGUGGGUUUUAUCGAUGGAGAGAGCAUAUUUGUAAUUUCAUUGAUCGGAAUUGGACGACAUUUUUUGGAAAUACAAGAACAAAAAAAAAGACUUCUACAUGGCAUGGAACAGUUGCUGGAACAUUAUCAGCAAAUUGUCCACAACUUUUUAGAUCUGGUUCAUCUGUUCUCAAGGAGAAUGGCUGGUGGGCACUUGCUGAUUCUUCUUUACCAACCCCUACUGAACUUGAAAUAUUGUUAGCAAAUCAAAAAAUUGGUCGUAAGAAUAAAUGUUCAGUUCAAGAGGUAUCACCAAAAGUGGAAGGACUUCGUCAUAGAUCCACUAAAACUGCUAUUCAGGCUGCAAUGGAAUUAAAAGAAAGGAGAUCAGUUCUGCAAGAAGCUAAAGAGAUCCGAAAAACAAAACAGUUAUUUUCAUGCCAAGAUAAUGAUAUUCCAUCUUUGAAUGUAAAUGAAACUGAAGAAAGAAAAAUGGAUGAUUGCAAAAUUGAGACAUUGGAUAGUUAUAGUGGUGCAGUUUCUAAAAAUGAUUCAAAUUUUAAUUUAGACUUUAAUAUUAUGCAAGAUGAAAGUAUUUCUGAUUUGAAUAAUGAAAUACAUAUAUCUGGCAAAAAUAUUAUUGAGGAAAGUACUGAGCAGAAAUUAAUUUUUAAUAAGGAAAGAACUAUAGAAGAAACUGUACAAGAAAAUUUAUUUAAAGAUAAUGAUAUUCCUUCAACAAAAGAAGAAAUUGUGGAAGGAAAUGUUUUAACUGACUUUUCUUACUUAUUACAAACAGAUGAAAAUGAUGAUUUUGAUAUAGAUCCAACAUCUAUAUCUUCUCCAUUGUUACAUCAUCCGGAAUUACCAGCUGUUGAAGAUUUAUUAUCUACAUUUUCUUGUACAGAUGAAAAAACAGUUUCAUUAACUGAAGGAGUUGACAUUAAGGAAGAACCUGAAUCAGAUGAAGAUAAACAACUAGAUGAACCUGAUGAUCAAAUAUUUGAAAGUGAUGAAGAGAUUGUUACCAAUAAUCAUCCAUGUGCUUCAACUGUUCCAGAAGUUGGUCGAAAAAGAAAAGCAGUUUUUAAAGAAGAACCAACAAAUGUUUCAAAACCAUCUAAAACAAAAUGUGAAUUGAUGACUAUUUAUGAUGAGCAGCUUCUUUUAAAAAAGUUAGAUGCAAUGUAUGAUACUAUUCAAAAAUGUCCAACUGCAAGGAGACUUAGGCGUAAAUUAAUUAUUCGUAAAUUGAAAAGAGAGAAAAAUUUACCUAUAUUUAAUUUAGACACAGAAGUUCAAUUGCACUGUGGUCUUAUUCAACAAGAAAAUGUUGAAAAACCAGUAUUUAAAUGCCUACCAUCUGUGCAAAGUAAACCUGGAAAUCAUAUUUUAGAUCGUUAUCAAACUGGUCAUUACAUUGUUUGUGGAACUUCUCAUCAUCAUCCAAAUUUUGUAACUAGAUUAAUGGGUUUUGAAGAAGAUCAAGAAUGUAUCAUUAGUCCAUAUACAGCAAGAAUUCUGAAACCUUAUAUAUUUCGAGAUUAUGAAACAACUCCAUUGAAAUUAAAAUUAAUGAAUGAAAUUAUAGCACAUUAUCAUAGACAUGAUAAGGAUUGGAAACCAUUACAUCAUCAUCCAAUUGAUUAUUGUUAUGUAAGACCUCAACAUAUUGCUGUUGUGAAUUCCCUUUGUAGAGAAUACUUUUGGCCAGGUAUUGAUCUUUCAGAAUGUUUACAGUAUCCAGAUUUUAGUUGUGUUGCUUUAUAUCGAAAAGUAGUGAUUGGAUUUGCAUUUAUGGUUCCAGAUGUAAAGUAUAAUGAAGCUUACAUCUCAUUUAUUUUUACUCAUCCUGAGUGGCGAAAUGCUGGUAUAGCAACAUUUAUGCUAUACCAUCUUAUUCAAACUUGUAUGGGUAAAGAUGUCACUUUACAUGUAUCUGCAACAAAUCCAGCAUUAUUUUUAUAUCAGAAAUUUGGUUUUAAAGUGGAAGAAUUUAUUUUAGAUUUUUAUGAAAAAUAUUUUCCUCCUAAUACUAAAGAAUGUCGACAUGCCAUGUUUCUUCGACUGAGUCGAUAGCAAUUAUCAUUAGUUAAUAAUAAAUUUUUUAAAUAUUUAUUUUUUUAAUCUCUCAAUUUGUAAAAGUAAAGCAUAUUUUUCAGUGAAAUAUUUGAAAUAAAAUUGUAUCAUCAUUAAUAUUAAAUCAUAAAUUAUUGUUUUGAUAAUGGGAUAGUCAAGUUUAACUUCAUUCAUUUGACUUUCAGGUGGUUAUUAGAAUGUUGUUGUCUCAGGGACGACUUCAGCUCAGAGAAUUGCAGACCACAAUUCAUUUGGUUAAAUAAUUUUUUAUGUACAGU
Molecule: messenger RNA, 3027 nt
Organism: Centruroides sculpturatus (bark scorpion)
Lineage: Eukaryota; Metazoa; Arthropoda; Arachnida; Scorpiones; Buthidae
Gene: Atac2
Product: cysteine-rich protein 2-binding protein-like
Exons: 2
Coding region: 416-2749 (777 amino acids)
Molecular function (GO): acyltransferase activity, transferring groups other than amino-acyl groups
Source: RefSeq, a predicted model, not a curated record